GGAGUUUCCUCUCCGCCUCCUUCGCCCGGCCCGAGUGCGUUCGGAGGGAAGCCAGGCGGCGGCCGCAGCGGCUGGAGCUUUGAGACGUUACUUCAGCGGGGAGCCCAAGAUGACAGGUUCUAACGAGUUCAAGCUGAACCAGCCACCCGAGGAUGGCAUCUCCUCGGUGAAGUUCAGCCCCAACACCUCCCAGUUUCUGCUGGUCUCGUCCUGGGACACGUCGGUGCGCCUCUACGAUGUGCCCGCCAACUCCAUGCGACUCAAGUACCAGCACACCGGUGCCGUGCUGGACUGCGCCUUCUAUGAUCCAACACAUGCGUGGAGUGGAGGAUUGGAUCAUCAGUUGAAAAUGCAUGAUUUAAAUACUGAUCAAGAAAAUCUUGUUGGAACUCAUGAUGCCCCUAUCAGAUGUGUUGAAUACUGUCCGGAAGUGAAUGUGAUGGUUACUGGAAGUUGGGAUCAAACCGUUAAAUUGUGGGAUCCCAGAACUCCUUGUAAUGCUGGAACCUUCUCUCAACCUGAAAAGGUGUAUACCCUCUCAGUGUCUGGAGACCGGCUGAUUGUGGGUACAGCAGGCCGCCGAGUGCUGGUGUGGGACUUACGAAACAUGGGCUAUGUGCAGCAGCGCAGGGAGUCCAGCCUGAAAUACCAGACACGAUGUAUCCGGGCCUUCCCAAACAAGCAGGGUUAUGUAUUAAGCUCUAUUGAAGGCCGAGUGGCAGUUGAGUAUUUGGACCCCAGCCCUGAGGUACAGAAGAAGAAGUAUGCCUUCAAAUGUCACAGACUAAAAGAAAAUAAUAUUGAGCAGAUUUACCCGGUCAAUGCUAUUUCUUUUCACAAUAUCCACAAUACAUUUGCCACAGGUGGCUCUGAUGGGUUUGUAAAUAUUUGGGAUCCAUUUAACAAGAAGCGACUGUGCCAAUUCCAUCGGUACCCCACCAGCAUCGCAUCACUUGCCUUCAGCAAUGAUGGGACCAUGCUUGCCAUAGCAUCAUCAUAUAUGUAUGAAAUGGAUGACACAGAGCAUCCUGAAGAUGGUAUCUUCAUUCGCCAAGUGACAGAUGCUGAAACAAAACCCAAGUCACCAUGUACUUGACAAGAUUUCAUUUAUUUAAAUGCCGUGUUGAUAAUAAAACAAUUUGUAUUCCCCAACAGUGGAUUUAUUGUUAUUUACAAAGAAACCAGAGAAAUAAUACUUUUAAGAUAAGAAUCUGAAAAUAAUGAAAAAGAGGUUUUUAUUGAUUUAAAAAAAAAAAAACUUAUUAACAACUCCCUUAAGUGCAUGAGAUGUUUGAUGGUUUGCUGCAUUAAAGGUAUUUGGGCAAAUAAAAAUUUAAGGCAGUGACUGCACUUUUGAGAAUCAGUUUUGACUUUGGUUUUUGUUUCUGCUGUGGUGGUAAAUGUUUGUAAAUAAAAACAAGUAAUAAAAAUCCUUUUGCAUUCUUUCUGGACCUUAAAUGGGGGAGGAAAAGACUCUUGAGCCAUUUAUUUCUUUUGCUGGUUAUGGUUGCUGAUUCAAAGCUGCUUCAGACUGCUUCAUGAGGAGGUUAAUCUACAAUUAAACAGUAUUUCCUCUUGGCUGUCCAUCAUUCUCUGAAGCAGAUGGUUCAUCAUUUCCUGGGCUGUUAAACAAAGCGAGGUUAAGGUUAGACUCCUGGGAAUCAGCUAGUUUUCAAUCUUAUUAGGGUGCAGAAGGAAAACUAAUAAGAAAACCUCCUAACAUCAUUUUGUGACUGUAAACAAUUAUUUAUUAGCAAACAAUUGAUCCCAGAAGAGCAAAUUGUUUGAGUCAGUAAUGAGCUGAGAAAAGACAGAGCAUAUCUGUGUAUUUGGAAAAAUAAUUGUAACGUAAUUGCAGUACAUUUAGACAGGCAUCUAUUUGGACCUGUUUCUAUCUAUAAAUGAAUUUUUGGAAACAUUAAUGAGGUUUACAUAUUACUCUGACAUUUAUAUAGUUCUCUUGUCCAUUUCAGUUGUCCAGCCGCUGGUGAUUAAGGUUAAAAAGAAAAAAAAAUGAUAGUGAGAAUGAAAUUCAUUUCAAUGUAAUGCCUUAAAGCAGAGCACGAACUUAGCUUGGCGUAUUCCAAGUAGUUCCAGUUAGUAUUCUAACCUUUCAUAGUUAGAUAUUUGACAGCUUCUUUAUUUUUAAUUUGUAUUACUUGUAAGUAUAUGCCUCUGAGUAGGACUUAAUUCUUUACUGCAUUGUAUUUUUUAGGAGUUCUUUUGAUAACAAAGAAAGGGUCGUAUAAGUUUUUCAGUGACACCCUGUCAAAAUCUGAACCAAUCUUUUGAAAUGUAUUUUCUUCAUUUCAGGUCCACCUAAUCAUCUCGUGAAAGUGGUUUCUCUAUGGAAAGCUUUGUUUGCUUCCUACAAACACAUGCUUAUCCGAUCCCUAAGGGAUGACAGUCAUUGUGGAUAUGUUAUUUAGUAUGUGGAUUUCUCUGUUUUCUAUAUGUGUACUCUUUACUACCUUGUUCAGGGUGGUGAGUUUCUCCCUGUGCGUAGUCUGAAGAAUUUCCUUUCCUGCCCCUAGGCAAGUCUAGUUGCUGUCAAUGAGUGGUUUGAGCUUUUUUGUAGCAGAAUCUAGACCUGUUAUUUUCCUGCUGUCUAAUAAAUCAGAUCCUGAGCCCUCCUGUUGGAUUUUUAAAUAUUGGUAAUUAAUGUAAUUUACUACAUAAAAAGGCUUUUGUAAAACACACUGUUCAUCAGGGGCAGGUUGAGGAUGACAUUUUACCUUGAAGUCCACUCUGCCUUAUUUAAUUAUGUAUGCUCUGAUGUAUGUUGGUGAUACAGUGGUGAAUAAAGUGAUCUGUUGGAAUUCAGCCAUUUCCUGCGUGCCCCCUCUGUGGAUCAGCAGGGCUUUUGAGCCAACUAUGCAGCGUCUCAGGACAGCCACAGACCUACUGUGGCAGCCUGUGGGUGCCUUUUGGCAUGAUGAUCUCCUAGCAGUGCCAGUUCCAUAGAGCUCAUGUAGCUCUUAUGUCCCUGUGCUGGUGAAAUCAUCUUCAUGCAGAGAGCCAAAUGACAGGCCCUUCUGGACUUAUCCAUCAAAUGCUAAAUCAGAGUGAAGCCCUUGGGAUGGUAAAUAAUGUAAUAGCCAGGGACUAACUGAUGAUAUUGGUUCUUUGUUGUGAUUAUGUACUUUUAAAAGUCAUAACCACUUGGUUUGAGAACAACAUAAAUUUGUUGUAUAACAAAGGUAAUUAGUAUGGUACUGUUAAAGGUGACCAAAUUAAAACCAUGUUGUGGACCUGU
Molecule: messenger RNA, 3256 nt
Organism: Dipodomys spectabilis (banner-tailed kangaroo rat)
Lineage: Eukaryota; Metazoa; Chordata; Mammalia; Rodentia; Heteromyidae
Gene: Bub3
Product: BUB3 mitotic checkpoint protein
Exons: 8
Coding region: 110-1096 (328 amino acids)
Biological process (GO): mitotic spindle assembly checkpoint signaling
Cellular component (GO): kinetochore; mitotic checkpoint complex; bub1-bub3 complex
Molecular function (GO): ubiquitin binding
Source: RefSeq, a predicted model, not a curated record